Messenger RNA from Rhincodon typus (whale shark), 5737 nucleotides. Its product is annotated as ral guanine nucleotide dissociation stimulator-like. Gene Ontology annotation, biological process: positive regulation of GTPase activity; Ras protein signal transduction. Gene Ontology annotation, molecular function: guanyl-nucleotide exchange factor activity. The transcript has 19 exons. Gene Ontology annotation, cellular component: plasma membrane. The record is from RefSeq and is a predicted model, not a curated record. NCBI's taxonomy places the organism in Eukaryota, Metazoa, Chordata, Chondrichthyes, Orectolobiformes, Rhincodontidae. The coding region runs from base 690 to 3062 and encodes 790 amino acids.
CUCCACCCCUUGCUUUGCUGACUCUGAACAGCCCUCUCUCACUCUGCAGUUCCUCUCGCCUCGGCUGCCAAGAACCUCCUCCCUCCGGCAGGAUAACUCUUGGUGCUUUCCGGACCAAGGUCAUUAAGUGCCGGGGACUGCCCGCUGAAGGCGAGUGUGCCUCCGAUUUCACGGCCCGGCACGUAGUUAGCUGCUGGGCAUUUCCUGACGCUGGGACAAAAGGGGGAAGCAGAGUCCAGUUUGAGCCCAGGACGGUGCGGAUCAAGGGGAUGUAACUGCUGGUGGCUGAGUUUGAGACGAGACUUUUGAGUGGACCGGACAUAAUGGGCUUUUGCAUCCAGAGCUCAGAGGGCUGCUAACUUCAGACGUCCGAGUGUUGAUAAGGAGGUGUGCCUGUCGUUACCAUGGGGACACAGCAGCUUGGCCAAAGUUUCGCUGGUUAACUCCCUUUUUGCUCUUUUCAACUCUGCCGCUGUGACAGGGUUGGUUGGGGGGUGCGGGGUGCUGCGAGGGAGACAGCAAGGAGGGGGGUGAGCAAGCAUGGUCAGAUCCCGAGGGGUGGCCGCUGGCUGGGGAACCCCAGGAUCGAGCUGCCCCUUUCGCUUUCUCCCGAGGGAGGCCGGUUGGUGAGCGAGCACGCCCGAGCGGAAGGGAGUGACCCUUUCCCCCCUCCUCGCCCUCCGUCGCGGAUGCUUCCCGGCCGGCAGGAGACUGGGAUGCUGCCUCGGACAGUCCGCCACAUCCUGGAUGGAGUCAGGCUGGAGAUUUCCGGAGAUGCGAGCGUGGUGCUGAGUGGUUACAGAGCCAGGGACCCAGAUCUGAGCUCCCCUCCGUCCCCGCAGGGCCUCAGCGAGGAGACAGUGGACGGGGCUGUUUAUACAGUGACACAGCGGCAGGUGCACCUACAGCAGGCAGCGAACAAAGGGCAGCAAUGGCUAGGGAUGGAAAACGAGUUGGUGGGCACCACGUGCGAGACCGUCAAAAUCCGCUCCAUCAAGUUGGGAACGCUGGAGAGGAUAGUGCAGCACCUGCUCGAGGCCUUAGACUGCGGCGACUCUUCCUACGUCUCUGUCUUCCUGGCCACGUACCGGACCUUCACUACCACCCAGGAGGUUCUGGACCUGCUCCUCGACAGGCUGGACCACUUAAAACGAGAACUAGGAGAGAGCACAGACUGUUGCUCAUUAAAUGAUUGGGAUCAUCUUCGACAUGCGGCCUCGUCUGUAUUCUCCACGUGGCUGGAACAGUAUUCCGAAGAUUUCCAAGGCCUGGAUCGUGAGUCGCUGCAGCGCCUGGUGCUUUAUAUGAGACGGGAAUGUGGGGGCUCGGAGCUGGAGCGGCGAGCUGAGGAUCUCCUGUUACAGAAACAGAAUCUGUCGAUCAGCGACGGGAAAGUACCGACAGAUGUUCGAGACCAGGAGGGCCGCGAGCCGGCACAGACUGAGGAGACCGGGAGCAAGCCGCAGCAGAAGGAGGAAACAGUCGAUAUUCUGACUUUCACUGCAGACGUGACGGCAUCGCAGCUGACAAUGAUCGAUGCGGCGCUCUUCGUGAAGGUGGUGCCGUACCACUGCCUGGGCUCUAUCUGGUCGCAGCGUGACAAGAAAGGUAAGGAGAACCUGGCCCCUACCGUCUGGGCCACUGUCCGACAGUUCAACAAACUCGCCAACUGCGUGAUCAGCUCCUGCCUCAGCAACACCAAACUCCGGCCACAGCAGCGGGCACGCAUCCUGGAGAAGUGGAUCCGUGUGGCAGAGGAAUGCCGGGCUUUGAAGAACUUCUCCUCACUCUAUGCCAUUAUUUCUGCUCUCCAGUCGAACCCGGUGCACAGACUGAAGAAAACAUGGGAGGAGAUUCCCAGGGAAAUCUUUCGGAGUUACAAUGAACUGUCAGAAAUCUUUUCAGAGGAGAACAAUUAUUCCCAGAGCCGGGAGCUGCUGAUCAGGGAAGGAACGUCAAAGUUCGCCACGUUGGACAAGAAACACCCGAAAAAGCCAAAGGACCAGAAAGUUCCCAACGUGGUUCAGGGCACAGUGCCGUACCUUGGGACCUUCCUGACUGACCUGGUUAUGUUGGACACUGCAGUGAAGGACUAUGCAGAGAAUGGACUGAUUAACUUCGAGAAGCGGAGAAAGGAAUUUGAAAUCAUCGCCCAGAUUAAGUUGCUCCAGAAAGCCUGCAAGAAUUACAGCUUUGAGAAGGAUCCGGAAUUCCUGAACUGGUUCUACAGCUUGGAGACACUCAGUGAAGCCGAAAGCUACAAGCUGUCGUGUGAUGUCGAGCCGCCAGCCGAAGCGAGUGGCACUCCCACAAAGACCCGCCCUACAUUGAUCAUCACGCACUGCAACGAGGGGAUGUCUUGUCAUUUCAGCCCUCCAUCUGGCCAGAACAGCCCAACGGUGCCGAGCGGCGGGUUGGUACCAUGGGAUAUACCCGGCUCACCCACGCCGGACCAGGAUGGUCCCGGAGAAUUCCCUGGACCCAAGGAGCACUCGUUCAGACCCAUCAACGCGUUGCUGUGCAAGGUUGCCCGGCACACCAAGUUCCCCUCAGUCUCCUCUCUGGACUCAGCUGGCAUUGACCCAAGCCCGAACUGCCCCCCGUCGCCCUCCAUGUUGUCUCCCACUGCCACCUUCGUCAAAGGGCACAGGCGGUCUGCGUCCUGUGGCGCAUCGUACAUGCCGUCGUCCUCUCCCAUCGGCUCUCCUCAGUCUGACUGCCGGAUCAUCCGCGUGCGUCUAGACGUCUCCAAUGGGAACCUGUACAAGAGCAUUUUGGUGUCCAGCCAGGACAAGACCCCCGCUGUGGUAGGGAAAGCUCUGGAGAAACACAACCAGGACACCAAUGCAGCCGCCUCUUAUGAACUGGUGCAGCUCAUCUCCGAAGACAAAGAGUUCACCAUCCCCCACAACGCCAACGUCUUCUACGCCAUGAGCUCCACCAGCAUCGACUUCAUUCUGCGGAGGAGGGGCCACUCCUCCCCCAAGCUGAGAGCAGAGCACGGAUCCCCCUUCCCGAAGAUCAGGUCCAAGGGGAUGAAGAUCGCCAGGUCCUUGUUUUAAAGGCCCACCCUUUCCCCCCUCCGAUGGUGGAAUGGGGGAUGGUGGGGGGGCUCCUGCAGACCUGUGACCCGCAGGGAAGGUGGGCCAACUGGGGGAACGUGAGCCGGCAGCUCGUUCAGACAAAAGCCAACGGCAGCGCGCGGGCGGAUGGCCCCAGGUCGUGGAGGGAUCUCUUCAAACUGGGCGGCGUCACAGAGUACUACAUUGAGGCCGCUUUCUUUCCUCGGCGAAGGGUGGGGGGGGAUGCUUCAAAAACAAAAAGCUUCCGGCCAGGGUUGGGGGUGGGGGAGGGCCCGUUUUUACCCUUCAGCGGGGGAACAUUCGCCAUGAGCGGCCAGAAAAAAAAACCAUACACACCAUCAGGUCCUCAGUUCGGGGCCAAGUGAACGGAGCAGGGAGCAAUAACCCAAAAAGGGUCCAUGCCCAGGCCCAACCCCACCCCCCCACACUGUAACCAGAGAGGGGGGGGCGAAUUCAGUCUGUGGUGCACAAGAUGGAGGCUUCAAUACACAGGGGCUCAUCUUCUUCUAUAGACGCCAGUGGAAUCAAAGAGAUGCCCACCUGCGGGAUGCCAACUUGUUGCUUCACCAUGGCUUCGGCCCCGGGCAUCCGAGCUGGCCACUCCCCCCCACCCUUGGUGGGGGGGGAGGGGUGCGCGCACAGCGAUAAUAGUCAUGACCGUGUAAGCGUCCCGCCCUCCCCACCCGGUGAGCUUCAGGAACAGCCAGGCCCACCAGCACGAGGUAGCUGGACCCGAACCGCUCAGGACGGCAGCGUUGGUCGGGUCACUUCGGGUCGACCGCCCUUAGCCGGGUCGAAGUGACGCCGCUGCCUCCUUGUUCGUUUGCCCCACCCACCCAGACCACCAAUCACCCCACACCCCCCCCCAGACAAACCCACACACACCCCACACAGAUCCCCACCCACACACGCCCCCACACACACACCCACCCCCACCCCCCAGACACACCCACACACCCACCCAUACCCCCCACACAAACCCCCACCCACACACACCCCCACCCACUCACACCCCCAAUCACCCCACACUGCCCCAGACACACCCUCACCCACACACACCCCACCCACACACACACCACCACACACACCAUCCAAACACACAACCCCACCCACACACCCCCCACCGCACCCAUACACCCCCACCACCCCACACCUCCACACACACCCGACAAACACACCCACACCCCACACCCCCUCCAUCCCCCAAAUCCACUCCCCCAAACAAACCGAAACAAUAAAUCCCUCCUCCCACGACCUGUCUCCCGAAUCAGCGGCCCAGCCCUUAUCAGGUGACGGUGUUAAAGGUGUACCGCCCCCCCCCACAGCCUGGCACCAACGCAGUGACAAACCCAGGAGUGGGCAUUUACAACUCCAGGGCUGGUGAGCUGUUGUUGGCAACAGUGGGGGGAGGUGUUGGGGGGCUGCGCCGUUGUACAGUCUCCUACCCCGUCCCCUCGAUCUGCCUCAGCGGUCUGACCGGAUGGAUGCUGCAGAACCCCAGGGUGCUCUGUUCUCCCCCCACCCACACCACGAGCCGGCCAAUGGGCGAGCCCCGGGAGCUUUUCCGUGCUUGUCGUGGCCGAAACAAGAAGCUCCAGUGUGUCGCGGCUAAAACCGGGCCCGUGUGCCGGGACUGGCAGAGCCAGCAGCUGCCCUGCACGUGCCUCCCCAUGCCCACCUUGUGGGCCUUCACCAGCUCGGCCAACGCUGGCGCCUUCCGGUUUGUCUCUUCGGCCGGCUCCGACCCCGGUGGCAGAAGGGACGAGAGGAUCGGACGGUGGGGGGAGAGGGUCCUUCGUCCCCCCCACCCACCAAAGUCAACACUACACUCGACGUGAGGCCUUCUGCCUCUUCUCAUGACACUAAGAAGAACCAUAUCGAGGUUAGCAAGCUGUGAUGCCAUCUCCCACCAACGUUGGCAGCGACUGAUUGAAGCCUCUUCCUCUAUUUGGAUCGUGUUGGCUACCAACUUCACCUCCCCCUCUCCCUCCCUUCCCAAAUGGCAGGAAUUCUCUCCCCGCACCCUCAGCCCCACCUCACCGGCUCAGGCGAUGCCUUGGGCCGGGGCGUGGGGCAAGUGGGCAGUGUUUGCAACCAGCGUCGCCCGUUGCCUGCGAGAGAGAAACGUGUGUUUUGUGGCUCUCUCUCUCGCCGAGAAGCCAGAAGCAAUUGAAGGACGUAGCAGUUCCCAUCCAUCCAUCCAGCCGGUUCUCCCUGGAGACAGCUGGCAAAGCUGGGGCUGGAUGCUUCCCUCGUGAAAGCCGCAGGACCCUGCCACUGACUGCACCGCGGGGACCCCAUCCUCCGCCUCGCAGUUUCCAACAUCCAGAACGAACAGACUACCCGCUGACGUUUCCGCGGGAUUGGGGGAAGGGUGGUGGUUGGGAGGAGGAGCUGCAGCGACAGCCCAUCCUUGCCAAAGGGGGGGGGCUGCCCAGAUUUGGCACGCCCUUGCGUUGGCACCGGGCGGGAGUGGGAAUGGGGUCACUCCACCCGGCCCAGUGGGAUUCUUGUUCAGGGAUAAAUCGAAAACCCUCGUCCUUCCCCGCAAAUUCGUCGCCUGAACGGCGUUUUUCCCAUCUACUUUGUGCGUUCCUUUCGACGGGGACAUGUAUUUAUGGUCAUUUAUUUAAAAAAAAACAAUUUCUCAAUGA